AUGGCGCACGAGGAGGCCAGGCCCAUUCCCGCCGGUGGCAGCGCUGCUGCUGCCACCACCUCCGCCAACCUGCUGUCUGUGCCAUGCUCCGCUAUGGGCCCUGUGCAGCUGCCACAUAACGGCGUAUUGACGAGCAUUGAGGAGACUGGACCGCUUGUCGGAAACGACACGUUCAGCAUCCCCGCUUCACCGCAGAUUGUGUGCUCGAUUCCGCGCUGCAAGCUCCCACGGCGUAUUGGCUGCUCGCUGCGUGACUGGAGCACAAUCUUGCAGAAACAGCAGCAUCGGCGGUUGAGCCAGCAGCAGCAGCAACACAGUCAUCAUGGUCAUCAUGCUGGCAGUCACCACCACCGCCAACACUACCCGCAGUCGAAGCAACAGCACGGGGAAGGCGUGGUUUCCAAGCCAUUCCGCACCGGCCAAGGGGCGCUGCUCCCGAAGCUGACGAUUGAGGAGGUGGGGCAGCACAACCAGCCGGAUGAUUUGUGGCUGGUGGUACACGGUGUGGUGUAUGACUGUACAAAGUUCCAGCACUUCCACCCCGGAGGCGAAAUGUUACUACGGCGCUGUGCUGGGAAGGACUGCACGGCGUUGUACGACUACUAUCAUGCGUGGGUGUCGUGCGAAAGUAUGCUCGGGCCCUUUGCCGUGGGGGUUGUCGAGCAGCGUCCGAAAGAACGUUAUUAG
Messenger RNA from Trypanosoma grayi, 687 nucleotides. Its product is annotated as putative cytochrome b. The transcript has a single exon. NCBI's taxonomy places the organism in Eukaryota, Euglenozoa, Kinetoplastea, Trypanosomatida, Trypanosomatidae. The coding region runs from base 1 to 687 and encodes 228 amino acids. The record is from RefSeq and is a predicted model, not a curated record.